Messenger RNA from Meloidogyne enterolobii, 808 nucleotides. The record is from the annotation of a GenBank genome assembly. NCBI's taxonomy places the organism in Eukaryota, Metazoa, Nematoda, Chromadorea, Rhabditida, Meloidogynidae.
AUGCCUUCCAAACAACGAAACAAAAGAAAAUUGGGUAAAGAAUAUCGUCAACGGCUGAUUGCUAAUGAUGGUAAUUCUAUGGAUGUUGAUUCUAUGGAUGGUUCUUUGGAUGGUAAUAAUAUUUUGUUUGUUGGUAAUUUUAUUGAAGAGGGCAGUAAAGGGGAAAAUAGUUUAGUACUCGAUAAUUCUGAUGUUUUGAAUAAUUCUAUUGUUUCACGUAGUGUUUCCCCAGAUAGUAUUUCACCGAUUUCUCGUGGGGGAAGACCGAAAAAAAGGAAAAAUUGUGGGGGUAGACCUAAAAAUGUUAUUUUUAAUGAAUUUGUUUCUAAUGAUAAUUUGAAUAUGAAUUUUGAACCUGCUUUUUUGUCUGUUGAUUUAUUAGAUAUUCCUUUCGGACCUGUUUUACAUAGUGAUAAUCGUAUUUGUGACAUGAAUAUUAAUGUCGCAAGGGAUUAUAUUAAGGAAAUGUGGUCUGAUUCAAAUUCUUGGUUACAAGAGAAUUAUAUUUAUUCGUAUCUUAAAUACUUGACCACUCACACAAAUAAACGUGUUGUUGUACUUGACCCAGCAUAUUCUUUUGUUGAUUAUCAAUAUGGGGACAUAGAUCCACUAAUUCCUGUAGAAAAUUGCUUUAAUCAUUCUGUCAAUUAUGACAUUUUAUUCAUCCCAAUUUGUUUUCCUGGUCAUUUUGGUCUUGUAAUUUAUGAUAGAUUUGUUCGAAAUAAUCCUUUUUGUUUGUUUGUUGAUUCUUUACCUGCGGUUGACAGAGAGCUAUAAUUGACUUGACUCCUAAUGUUAACGAGAAUGA